Folsomia candida is the source of this 1042-nucleotide messenger RNA. Its product is annotated as SEC14-like protein 4. Gene Ontology annotation, cellular component: cytoplasm. Lineage: Eukaryota; Metazoa; Arthropoda; Collembola; Entomobryomorpha; Isotomidae. The record is from RefSeq and is a predicted model, not a curated record. The transcript has 2 exons. The coding region runs from base 58 to 903 and encodes 281 amino acids.
UAUACUUGUUGCCAGUGUCACCUCAACAUUCGCAUCCUGCUUGCUGCAUCAUUUAAAAUGGCAGCUCCUAAAUAUACCCAAGAAGAACAAGAAAAAUUGAUACAAUUUCGUUUAAAUUUGUCCGAUCUUGACCUGACACCGCAUCAACUGGAAGACGAGUUUCUCAUAAAAUGGUUGCGAGCUCGGAGUCUGGACCUCGUCUUGGCAGAGAAAAUGCUGAGAGAUUCGAUCAAGUGGAGAAAAGAGUUUAAAGCAGAUACAAUUUUGGAGGAAGAAUUUCCUUAUGAAUUAGCCACGGCUGAGCCGAUGGCAUUCUGUGGUGUUUCCAAGGACGGUUUUGCUGCUAAUAUUCACCCGUUUGGAAGAUACGACUCGAAAGGUGUGGUUGAGAAGUAUGGUCCAGAUAUGCUGGAACGCUUCCAUGUUCAGAAAGGCGAGAGCGUUAUAAGGAUUAUGCGCAACGUGAGCGAGAAGAUUCAAGUUCCUGUGACCCAAACUAUCGAAAUCUUUGAUAUGGAAGGGUAUUCGUUUCGACAGUUCUGUUCUAAAGCUGCAAUCGAAUAUUUCAUGAGAGUGUGUCCCAAAAUGGAAUCAAACUAUCCAGAAAUGAUGCACUACGUCAUGGUGAUAAAUGCCCCCAGAUUUUUCAACGUCAUGUUCAGUAUUGUUAAGCCGUUCAUGAGUAAGGCCACUCUGGAUAAGAUGCAAGUUUUUGGAUGUGACAAAGAGAAGUGGAAGAAAGUUGUACGAGAGAGAUUUCCGGUAGAAAAUAUGCCACCCUACUGGGGCGGCACCUUGGAGGGAGUGGAUGCCUACUGCUCGGACAGCGACAUUUGGAUAAGGUCACCCAAACCAAAAGAUUUGAAGCGGAUGAUGGAGGAGGAAUUUAGAAUUGAAGCAUAGUUUUUGAACUGGAACCCCAUGCAGGGCAUACACACAUAUGUAUGCAUAUUAUGUAAAAUUUUACAUGAAAUUCCGUAUAUACUGUUUUUUGCGCAAUGUGAUAAAUUUAGAAAAAUAACUAAUUAUGUAGUGUGUUAUA